UUAUUUCCCUGCUCCUCUCUUCUUCUUUAUAAUUAUAUUUGUUGAUCUGAGAUCCUCAAAGCGCUGCAAAAUGAACCAAGAUUUUGCGCUAGCCAAGGGGAAUAUAGACAUUGAGAAGAUCAAGAUGAAGUUGGAGCCGCAGGACGACUUGCCUGGUAGUGCCAUCGAAGUUUUAAGCGCUUUCAAUAAGGUGGAGAUAUUGGAAGAGGGCUCUGAAAUAAUAACCGUGCCGAUUAGAGAUCGCUUGGAAUCAGAGGACGAGCGCAAAAUCAUCGAUAUUCUACAUCUUAAAUUUCAGUUAUUUGCUGUUUCAUUGGAGGACAGCCCAACCCCAAACGAAUGCAACAUUUGCAACUAUGUCUAUGAAAAUAACCAGGACAUUUCAGGACACAAAAUCAAUCAUGAAAUGAAUCUGCACUUUUGUCGCUUAGGUUGUGGCAUCUGGUUAAACUCCUUGGAACAGAUCCUUGAGCACGAAUAUCGCCAACACUCGCAGCCAGGAAAUGUUUUUUGUUGUAGGGUUUGCGAUUUCUUGGCCAGAGACGCGGACUGUCUGUCUAACCAUAUGCAGAGGCAUAUAUAUGUUUAUCGUUUUGUAUGUGCCAUUUGUCGUCGCCAUUUCGACUCUAAACAGAGCCUACAGUUGCAUAGGAAGCAUGGUGAAUACGCCUGCGGGCGGGUCGAGUACGUGCAGAGUCUCACCGAAAAGCCAGAACUUGUGGCAGUUAGUGCGCCAGUUUCUGUAGAGUCGUUCUGCGAUGUGCAGAUUAAAGAGGAACCACGUAACGCAGAGGAUGAAGAGCACAUGCUAUUAGAAGACAACCCUCCAAUUAGCGUAAAAGUGGAACCCCAGGACGAGGAAAUACCGGAUAUAAACAUUAAAGAGGAACUUACGGAGCAGUUUGAAGAUAAUUCCCUGAAUAAUUCUCUCUGGUCAACGAUACCAAUUCCGCUAAGGAAGAAACUGCGCUUACCUGCGUUAAACUCAACAAAAUCUAUUCGGACUUUAAAAAGUAAUCAUACAUUGACUGGAGACAAUAUAAUGAUUCCUCAGAUUACUCAACAAAGCAUAGAGGGACAGAAAAAGCCAAUUGCAUCCAAUAUUCUUAAAGUAUUGCCCAGCAACUGCGUGGUAAUUAAGUUGCCUCCCAACACAAAAAUCCUGAAGUUGCCACCUUCGACUGCAAAGGAAUCUGUUACUAUUAGUCUGAGUGACAUGCCCAAGUCAACCAGCAUCGUUAAGAUUCCGCAGUCAAUAAGUAUAACCAAAGUGAGUUCACUGAAUAAUAAUUCUGCAACUAUUCCCUCAUCUCCGACUAUUCAAACUGUCUUGCCUCCGCAAACGCAUGGUCGGGCAUCAUGCUUCCUUGUCGAUGCGUUUAACAAAUCGGAGAGCAGGCCCGAAUCCAUGAAGAUAAUUACCGAAUUUCGCAAUCAAAUACGAUCAAUAGAAAAGACAUUGCCAUUACCGGGAACAGUGCUGCAAGCUUCAAAGCUAAAGAAGGAUAUCCCUUUGAUUGCUCCCAAAGAUUCACCGAAGCCCGUUGAACUGAUAUUGAACCCAUUGUCUUUUAUGGUAGCUCAGCAGCUGCAGGUCCAGUACCCAGACUACCGUUUUAUGUGGAAAUGUCCGCUAUGUAAACAAUCGCACGAGAAGCAUUGUGCAUUUCGCAGGCACCUGACCAGCCAACACGAAUUAAAUGAAGAGCAAUUAUGCAAAGUUAAAGUCUUAUUAAUGCCAUACAAAAUACUUUUACAGGAUUCAACAAUAGUGGAAACUGACAAAGCACAUGUGGCAUUGGAAACGGUGGUAAAAAAGGAGUCACAACUGGAAGAAUCAACUCCAGAUGUAGACAAGACUGUUAAUGUGCCUUUUUUGUUAAACUGCACCGAAGCUGUCGCCGCUUUAACAGAACAGACAUCGGCAUUAUCAAAUAUUUGUGUUAAAAAUGGGGUUUCAACCCUAAAAAAAACCCUAGAGAAAACCGGCUCAAAAAACUCCAGAAAGAAUAAUUCGAAGAGUUCACAGUUUCAGUGUACGGACUGCUCUAAAAUAUUUACGACUUUUGGAGCCCUACGGAUCCAUAAGUCGAUCCAUACGGGUGAGCUGCCGCAUAAAUGCAACUAUUGCGACAAGCGAUUCCGAACCCCUGGACAGGUGCGGGUGCACCACCGACGUCACACCGGGGAAAAACCAUUUAAAUGCAAGAUCUGCUCAUUGGAUUUCACUCAUCGAGAAACUCUUAUUUCCCAUCUAUCUCGCCAUAUUGGAAUGAAGCGUUAUAAAUGCUAUGGAUGCGAUAAAUAUUUUGUAGUCGUUAGUGGCCUGCGAGCCCAUCGUCGUCUCCGGCCGGACACUUGUGGAAAGGUUAAGUUUACAGCAAGAGCCCACGGCCCCCGUGUGCGGGUCAUCAGGGGCGAGGUGGUCUUCGAACAUCACCCGGAACACAAUGGCUACUUACGCAGCGAAGAUCCGCUUAACAUUUUGUCCCAACGUGAUCUAACAGACUUAAACCCAUCUAAAAUUGUUGAGGAUAUUAAAUAAUUGUUAUUCUUUCUAUUGUUUAUUGCUAAA
Messenger RNA from Drosophila eugracilis, 2575 nucleotides. RefSeq lists its product as uncharacterized. The record is from RefSeq and is a predicted model, not a curated record. NCBI's taxonomy places the organism in Eukaryota, Metazoa, Arthropoda, Insecta, Diptera, Drosophilidae.